Messenger RNA from Macrobrachium nipponense, 11792 nucleotides. It is a transcript of the gene PIP5K59B, whose product is annotated as phosphatidylinositol 4-phosphate 5-kinase type-1 beta-like. NCBI's taxonomy places the organism in Eukaryota, Metazoa, Arthropoda, Malacostraca, Decapoda, Palaemonidae. Gene Ontology annotation, cellular component: plasma membrane. Gene Ontology annotation, biological process: phosphatidylinositol phosphate biosynthetic process. The record is from RefSeq and is a predicted model, not a curated record. Gene Ontology annotation, molecular function: 1-phosphatidylinositol-4-phosphate 5-kinase activity.
CGUCACUCUGGCUGGCUGCUGCUGCCAGUCAGUCAACUUCCGUCAACUGUGUGGAAGUGAGGUGCGAGAAAGUGCUUUCCAGAAAAUAGCUCUCUCCCUCCCGAGGAUUUACAAAUUGAUUUUCCAGCAGUGCUGUGUGUGUGUGGUACCGAUGGUGAAUUGAGUGUUGUGCUCCGCGCGAGAGGAAAUAAUCGUCAUUUUUCCCAUCACUAAUGUGUAAAAAUGGCCGAAACCGAAAUUCCCAACAACGAUGUCGAAAACUUGAAGGCAGCGGGAAAAGAAGAUGGCGAGCACACAGAAGACAAACCUACAGAUGGCAACCUUAAAGAUGAAACUACGAAAGAGGAAAAGCACCGGCCACCGCCUGUUGAUAUUGCAGCGGCGCAGAACGCGGGCGCAGACGGUGGCAUUCAAAACUCCACGAUGAGUGCAGCCCAAACGCCGCGGACCCCGGGGGCCUCCCGAAAUGACACAUUCCGUGAUAAAGAGAAAAAGAUCGGACACAGGAGAGUGGGCGAAGGAGGGGUCGUCACGUACAAGAAGAUUGGUACUUCCCAGUUGAUGCAGUCUAUUCAGCUCGGUAUUCAACAAGCAGUGGGAAGCUUAGCGAGUAAACCAGAGCUGGAUCUUUUAAUUCAAGACUUUUAUUUAGUAGAAACAAUAUUUUUCCCCAGUGUUGGUUCUCAAUCAACACCGGCACAUCAGUUUUCUGAAUUCAGAUUCAAGGUGUAUGCCCCUAUAGCGUUUAGACAUUUUAGAGAUCUCUUUAGGAUUCAACCUGAAGACUACCUUGUUUCCUUAUGUACGGAGCCCCUUAGAGAAUUAAGUAAUCCCGGUGCAAGUGGGUCAAUAUUUUACCUCACCAGUGAUGAUGAAUUCAUCAUUAAAACAGUGCAGCACAAGGAAGCAGAGUUCCUUCAAAAGCUGUUGCCAGGUUAUUAUAUGAAUCUGAACCAGAACCCUAGAACGUUACUACCAAAGUUUUUCGGCCUAUAUAAUUAUCAGUGUAAUGCUAAGAAUAUCAGGUUAGUUACUAUGAAUAAUUUACUACCAUCAUCGAUAAAGAUGCAUCAGAAGUACGAUUUGAAGGGAUCUACGUAUAAAAGAAAGGCAAACAAAUAUGAACGAUGCAAAGACUCUCCAACGUUUAAAGAUUUAGAUUUUAUGGAGCAUCAUCCAGAGGGUAUUUUUGUUGGAGGCAGAAACAUAUAAAGGCUCUUAUUACAACAAUCACUAGAGUUGUGGGUUUUAGCAUCCUUCAAAAUCAUGGAUUACUCACUUUUAGUGGUAUCCAUAACCUUGAUUUGGCGGCCAAAACAAAAGGCACAGGACAAGGAGAAAAAACUGAAUGGUGGUGACGGUGGAGCAGAUGAAGGAGGCAGUAGUGGUGCAGAAGGCCUCAUUCGUUCCAGAUCCAUUAACAGACACAAGCUAGGACAUUCAACAGCAAUGGAGUCUAUACAGGCCGAUUCCGAUUAUGACGAGGAAGAUCAUGUUCCGCCUGGUGGCAUUCCUGCAAGAAAUGCAAAAGGGGAAAGAUUGUUGCUAUUCCUAGGUAUUAUAGAUAUUCUUCAGAGUUAUAGGCUGAAGAAGAAAUUGGAACACACUUUUAAAUCUAUGAUCCAUGACGGGGAUACCAUUUCAGUACACCGGCCAAACUUUUAUGCUGAGAGAUUUCGUAAAUUUAUGGAAACAACGGUAUUCAAGAAAAUCCCAUCACUGGACCUUCCAGAAAUCAAAGGCGGCCAUCGCAAAUUCCGCAAUCUGGUCUCCAGCUACAUAGCCCUGAGACAUUCCCCAUCCCGUCGAAGAGUUACAUCGUUAAGAGUCAUGAGACCAAUGUCCCAGACUGACCCUGAUCAUUCUGCUGAUGGUCACGAAAGUCACGAAGGAACAUCUGUUUCCAGCAGGAGAAGUGCAAGCGUUCGAAGCAGAAGAGCAGCGACAGGAAGAUUACAGGGUGGCAGCGUUAGUGCUGAGGACCAGACAGGUGAUGGUGGAAGUGAUGUUACUACCACUUCACCUCAUCCUACAGGAAGUACAUCUACUACUCCAGCCCCUGUAUCAACAUCAGUUGGGGCUGGAGUUACAUCAAGUAGUAUGGGAGGAAGCUCAAGUGUUGGAGUGGUUGGGAUUGGUGGGUCUAGUGUCCCAGGGUUGGGCUCUGGCACACCUUCGACACCUGUCAAUCUUCCAGCAGUCUUGCAGGACCGGCCUCACUCUGGGCGUGGUCGUGUACCUCCACCAGUGCCUCCACGAUCACCAAGAGGCGGCACUUCGCAGCCAGCUUCUUCAUUUUCACUUGCUCGAGGUAGUGGACGCGGUUUAGUUACUGUGAGUGGUGGAAGUAGUGGAGCAGGCCAUCCCCCUGUAGGUUCAACUCCCCCACCUCCUUGGGAUUCUUCUUCAAGCGGAACAGCAUCAGCCAGCACAGUUGUUGCUACUUCUUCCCCGCGAGUCCAAGUCCGUUCGUCUCAUACACAUGUUACUACAGUAGCCAUUGAAGACCGAUCUGAUGUUGUCAGAAAGGGUCAAAAAUUGCGUUUUAAGGGCCUUGCUGAGGACCCCCAAAGUGUCACAGAGCCUGUGCUUGUUAGCUAUAAGGCGAAAUCCACCACCCUAAGCGUGAGUGACGUGCACCUGGAGCCUCGACCAGAUUCGCGGUCUACGCUGAGUGUGGACUCUAGUGUGGGGCCAACACCUAUGGUCCGUACCCUCACCUGGACACCCCCCCUCUCUGUAGAGGGUAGCACCCCUACCUGGACCGAGGGAACUCCCAGCUUUACUGAGUCCUCCUCUAGUGGAGAUUUAGGGUGUCCCACUACUCCAGUCCGCAGUCUUAACACCACUCAUGAAUCAGCUGAUAUUAACCUUCAUGAAACAGAAAUGAAGCGACUACACAAACGGCAAAGUUCGUAUACCCACUUCACCAUGGCCAUGGAAGUGCAUGACGAGUCACUGGAAUAUGUGUGAAAAGCAAGUUUUGUCAGUGAAGUAUAUGUCAAAUGUAAAUUAUAUAAUAGAUAAAUGAACAGAUUAUUGCUCUGCACUUCUGAUGCAGUUGAUAGUUUUUGUGUGGUUACAUAUUCCAAUGAAACAGUUACUGAGUAUGCAGGUAAUGAAUUGAGACUUCUGAAAGGAAUGUUGACUUUUCAGAAUUACCUAGCAGUUGUGAUGAAUAGCUCACAAAUAUAUCUGGUGAUUUGUCUUGCACUUUGUAUUGGUUGCAGCUUGCUGCUGGCUUGAAAUGUACCUGUCCAUAUUACAUCUACCUUUCGCCUGCCUGCUUUAUGUGCUGCACAUCGCCGUCUUGUGAUUGUGUAUACUGUAAAUGAUGUGUGUGUAUUUUUAUUUUUAAUUUACAGAUUAUUUACUCAUUAUUGUAAGUUAUGUACACAUUUGGUUUGAAGAAAUGGUUGUUCCAUUUCAUAGUGGGGUUUGCUUAUCCAUGAGGGUAACUCUUUAUCCCACAAGAUCCAGAUAACUUGGUUUUAUACAGUAUGUACGCCAAUAGACAUUUAAAUUUUGGUCAGUUGGUUACAAUUUAUUUUUUAAUAUGACAAUUUUAUACUUUAAAAUGCAAAAUUUACAUGCAUAUUGUGCCAGUUAUUGAUCCUGUUAUGUUUUUUGGCAGUUGACAAAAAUUAUUUUAGGGAUAUAAUGUAAAAUCAGCGGUAUCUAUUUUUGUUAUCCUGCUGAACAUGUUUUUUGUGAUUUCAGUAUGUAAUGUAUUUAUUUUUGUGCGUGCAAUAGUUAAAAUUUUAUUUUUUAUUGCUGAAAUUGGGUUAUUGCACUCCCCAGAUGAACAGAAUCAUCUGUUUUUGGGUUUGUAGCCACCCAGGUGUAGUUUUUUAUCUCUAUUGUUAUUAGGUUGGUUUUUACCUAAAAAUGAUUGGGACACAGACAUUCAAGAUUUGUAAAAGAAAAUUUUGUCUUGUAGAAUUCAAACCAUUAUGUAAUGAAAGCUGCUAGUUUUGAGGAUAAAAGGAGACCACCCAUAAAGAAUAAAGUAUUUAUACUACUAUCUCUAAAACAAUGAGACUCCCCUCAAAUUGGAUACAACUUCAUGUAUUCUUACAUUUCCACCAAUUACACAUCCCUUUUGAUUUGUGGCAACUCUGUGUACAAUGGAGGAGGAGGGGCCUUGACGUAAGGCAGUGGUUGUUUUUUGUACAACAAAAUAUGUUUUAGGAAAUGGAAUUUCUUAUAAAGAUAUAGCCUGUACGUACUCUUAGAAGAACAGAACAUCUCUGUACUGGGAACAGUAAUAAAAAACGGAAGGUAGUACUUUAAAUAGAAUGACCAUCAUGAUAUAAACACACAGCACCCAAUUCAAGGGCAACCAAUCCUUGGGCUGAUGACCCCAAGGAGUUGAGGGUUUAGUUAGUCUGUCUUGAGCUACAGUUGAAGGAGAGGUCAGUGUGAGUAAGGUCAGUCUGCAUGAAAGAGGGUGGUUGGUCUUAGAGGGAGGAUAUGAAUUUGUCUCUGAGGAUAGUAGUUAUUGAAUUGGUAUUGAAGCUUACAGUGACAGAUUAGGUUGAAAUCCUUGUUUGGAGUUGUGUUGCCUUCGGAUCCCAGAGCAAAUUCACGCAGAGGGUUGGGUAUACGGAAAAUUGUUACUUGUGAUUCAAAGCUUUCUUGCAAAGCACAUAAAAUGUAUCUUCAAAUCUGUAAGAAAACUCAGGAUUGUGGUUGACUUUUAUAUCUAAAAAUGUUGACAGUCAUACCACAUACUGUACUUCAAAUCUUUUUGUUCUGCCACCAUUGGAGAUUUCUUCUGUUUUGAUGCCAGGAGUCCCCAGAGACAUUGCCUUUCUAUCAAGAUUGUUGUAAAUGGCAUUAUGUACUGUAUUUUGCCAAUGAUGGAAAUUAUAUGGACAGUAAUAUAUAUUUCAACUUGGAAUUUUCACUAGCACCUGUUGUACUUGUAUACCAAGCACUAGUUUUGUUGUUUGAUAUGCAAGACAUGAAUGUUUACAUUCUGUUUUGAUGCCACACUGCCUGGUACCAGAAGGUUUUAUUUCUUUUUUGUAAAGCUGUUGACUGGUGUUCCUAGUGGUAUUGUACAGGCUAAUGCUAUAGGUUUGAGAGACUGUAGUGUUAAUAAUGCAUGGCUGCAUUGCAAUCACAAAUAAUAAGCCACAAACACCAUUUAAUAUCCAAUUCAUUAUACAGUGUUCCCCUGUAUUUGCGGGGGAUGGGUACCAGACCUACCCACAAAUAGCUGAAACCCCUAGAAAAACGCUUAAAACUUCCUUUUUUUUUUUUGUUAAAACUCAUGAAAAACUUACAAAAAAUGUUUAUACCUGGUUUUUUUAAGUGUUAUCAUAAAAAUGCAUUUUAUGAUAAAAUUGAUAAAAAAAAGAAAUUUAUGUAUAUUUCUCAUAGGAAAAUACUGCGAAUAGGCAAAUUUUCGGCGAAUAAUGGCGGUAUAUGUUCCAGAGAGAAAUCCGCGAAUAUGAGAGUUCGCGAAUAUGGGGUGUUCACUGUGCCUUGAAAAUAACAUAUGUACUACACCUCAUGGGAAUUGUAAUUGAUAGGUACUUCAUCCUUGGCAGGAGUGAACCAUUACCUGGUUUAGAAAUACAUAAUGAUAGGCAGUUCAUUUUGUAAUUGUAAUUUUUGUACUUUUUCAUAUAGGGGCAUUGUUUUCUGUUGGAGCAUAUUGUGCUAAGUUUAAUGGACUUUGAGAUGGUCCCAUAUAAUAUACAUAUUUGCUAAUGAUGAAGAUAAUGAUGAUAAAAAUUUGCAAGGAUAUAGCAGCCUUUACACCUGACAUGAUUUCAGACAGUCUGGUUAGUCUACUGGCAAGGUGUGAAUCAUAUUCUAAAAACCAUUCCUUCACUUGGGAAAAUUCCAUCACCAUUUUCUUUUGAAUUGUUUGGAAGUUGAAUACACCAGGGGAAAGUCUCCAGCAUCAUCAUCAUGAUCUUCAGCAUCAUGUUGAUGUUUCAGAUUUCUUGGAAUGCUUAAAAUUAACAUCCCCAUCUCAGCUUCUUAUUCUUAGUGGAAAGUUCCCUGUCAUGAAGAUGGCGAAGUAAUAUUGCAUCAGGUAUUGUGAAAGAACAGGAUAGGGAAAAUUUGUUUACAGGGAACUGCAGGUCCUUGUCUGGCCAGACCAGUGACCAUUUUCAUAGGUUUAGUAUCACAAAGCUGUAGAAUGAUGAUUAUGGAAUUUAAAUAAUUUUUUAAUGAUGCUAUUGGAAUGAGAGCACCCUGACAAUAGUAAGGACUCGUAAGAAACGAUUGGAAAGAUAAGAUCAUAAAAAGAAUACGAGACAGGAUAUCUAAUGAGCUUCCCAAAAGCUUUUCCCUUCUUUUAGGAAAAGGAAUGUAACAAUGUUUGUAAAUACUGACCUAGAAUACAAGAGCCAUGCAAGGAAAUUCUUCAUUCUCUGAUCGUAUAUUUGAGGAAAUUGAAGUUUGGCUCGACCUGUGGGUUGUGUAUGUUCUUGAAGGUUGCUGGGUGCAUCCGUGUUCUGUAAAUAUUUAUGGCUUAUCCUUCAGUUUCUUGAAGAACAUUGAUAGUAGUGUGUUGUGAAUGAGCAGUGGUUUGUACUUUAUGCAAAUGUAUUUCGAUUCAAAUCAGCUAACAUUACACAAAGAUUACCUGUGAUAUUGUUUUCACCGAGACUGUAAAAUCAGAGGAAUGAAGAGGGAAUGAUCUUGUACUAUUCAAACUGGCUGGUACAUCACAAGCAGUUUAUGUUAUUACAUGUUGUUAGGUUUUCAUAUAUAUACACCGAAUAGUUUUGAUGUGUUUAUACGCAAUCAUACAGUAUAUUAAUGUAAACUUGAAUGUUAAAUUUUUUAUUGUAUUUGUAAAUUUUUAUAGUUUUACACAUGUUUUUCAUGGUUAAGAUUUAUACCUUGGAUUUGGUUAGGGAGUUAAAUAGUUUGUCUGUUAUUUUCUUUUAAGUAAUGUAUGGUAUUUCAAAAUGAAGAGCUGCUUUCAACAAUCUCUUAUAUGAUUGACUUGAUAUUUGUUGGUUCAGUAUUUCUCAUUUCCAAAGAUAGAUAUUUCAUUACUCUUGUUUAUAAUGCACCUAAAACUUAGGGGAUGAAUGUGAGGAAAGGAAUAAUACAUAAAACAGUAUAUGGAAGGUAUGGGAAUUAAAACUUACUCUCAGCAAGUAACAAGGAUCAAGUGUAAUUUGCUGCCUAUUCUGCAAUGUGCAUGUAUCUUAGCUCUCACAUGAAAGAAAGAAAAGACAAAGAUUAACACAACCUUGGAUACUGGUUUGAAGUCCACGGUGCAUGAGGUUAGAGUUUAGCCAUUUCAUUUGUCUUGGAAUUGGUGGCAAGGGUUGACAGUGAAAAUAUAAUGCUAUUGUACAUUAUACCCUAAUUUUUUUUAUUUUAAUUUUUGGAUGUUGCUGUUCUUCAUUCUUUUCAAGAUACCAGUGGAUAGUAUCGUGUGAAGUUUUUCUCGGCUAUUGUUAACCCUCUGGGUUACUUUUUAUUUUCAAGUUAUAAGGAAGUAAGUCAUGUAUUGUCUGCAUAUUUAACUGAAAUCUCAUACAUGUUAUGACAUUCUUGUAUUAAAAAUUCAGUUGUUUUUUCUGAUGUUUCUGAAGAGACAGCAAACGAAAGGGGAGUCCAGAUUUUGUGAUAAUUGCUAUAGUAAAUGUUUUUGCACAUCUGUAUAUAAAGAUGAAUUCACAUGUUUGUAGGUAGGCUAUGGGUGUAAAUAGAAUGUUAUUUUUCGUACUGUUUAUUAUUUUCUCCUAAAUUAUAUUUGUUACUUUAAUCAUCUUUUCUCCAUAUGGUUGUUGAUCAAAGGAAAACAGAAUUGAAGUAAAUGUGGAAAUUAUGAUAUUUCAAAAUGAAAGUUUUUGUCGUUUGGCAUUCUUCAUCAGCUUUCCAACCAGUUGUUGGCCUGACCAAAUUUUGCACAAUCUUGCUGACUGACAAAUGAAGUUUUACCAAAGGUGUGUGUUUAUGUAUCACCAAACAAAGAAUGCAAAUUUGUUUUAAAUGAAUGAGUUAGAGCCUUUGUUAUACUGUAAUAGUUCAAAUUGAACCUUUGCCUCAUAAUGUUACCUGGCCAUAAGUAGUAGGUGAUUAUUUUUUAUCCUGAGUCUGAUUUUGAUAACGUAUAGUACUGUAUUACUGUAAUGUUCUUCACUUACAAAUUUCCCAUAUACGUAGUUUGCUUUUAAGAAAUUAAUUAGAUUCUAUUUGAUAAAUUACAGGAUUAUUUAUUUAAUUUAUUGGUUAGAAAUUGAGUCACUUCACUUACAGUUAUGUCUUGUUCAGCAUCCUAGGAUUAUGUCAUCAUUGUUAUUCAUCAAGUGCCCAUGCUAAAGUGAGUGUGACAAGAUAAGUAUGUCAGUCUUGCUCUUAUUUUUUAUUGAAUCACAUCCUAAUCAAAUAGGGGAUUUAAUCUUUAAAAUUUAUUAUCAAAUUUGUUAUUACACAAAGUGUACCAUUUAUAAAAUCCAAUAAGUUUUAUAAAUAAAAACCACAGACAGGGAUAAUCAUAUUCAGUCUAGGCAUAGUAGUUGCAGCUUUGACUGCUUUAAUCAGCAUCUUCAUUUCCCCCAGUGCCCACUUCACCAGAUUUCUAAGUACAGUAUAUACUACUAGCUUCAUAUAGAUUGUGGAAUGGAAACUUAAUUUCUGGAAUCAUAGGAUUUUUGUGAUAAUAAUUUUGAAAAGCUUGUAAUGCUUCCGUUGCUAAAGUUUUUUGAGGUAAUCUUAACAACUGAUCAAUCUUGCUGACAGUACUACUGUGAAAACAGAUGCAUUGUUAGGUGAAGACAAUUUGGAGCUGUAAUCAUAAAUUGUAGUGUGAAUUCAGAUACCUUCAGCAUCAUCAUGGUGCUUUGUGUGUUUAGGGACAAUUUUUGGAUUCAAAUAAUUUUAGUAUGCAUAAUCUAGUAAUUAAAGCAAAAUUCUAAAAACUAAAAAAAUCUGUAAUUUAGAAAUUUAAGCGAAUGAUCAUUUAGAAAAAAAGCCUCUUCGAUUGAAAAUUUUUUGUUGGACAAUGACUUACAUUUGUGUAGUAUCUAGAUUGCUCUUUGCAAGGCUUCUGACAUGUCUAAGAAUUAUUCUGAACCUUCAUCAUGAAUACUGUAAGCUCCCAAGUAUUUUAUUCAAUGUCAACCUAUAUAUUUUGCUGCCUUAAUCUAAAUGAUUGUGUUGAACAAUAACAUCAAGGUUGACCUUUAGCCCCCAAUUAUUAGAAAUUGUUAAGAACAAUAGCUAUAUCUUGGGAUUUGCCUUGCCAAUUACUGACUCAGCAAGCCAAUAUAUAAUCCCCUCAGCUAAAACAGAAAUAAGAGGAGAGGAGCCAGAUACUACACAACUGUGUAUGCUUGGAGUGUUAUCUGGUGUACAUCUAACCAAGGUUUUUGCCCCCCCCCCCUCCCCCCCACCUCCCUUUCCCACCAACUGUAAGAGGGUGCAUUUAAUCCCCCUCCCCAAAGGGCCUGAGGUGUUGUACACAUUAUAAGCAGACAGCAUCACCCAAAAACAUGUUAACAAUAACCUGCUCAUUGGGGAUUUUAAAUGCCAACCAAUGUAGCAGUAAGUCGAGGCUUAAUCCAUCAGGCAUUAAGGCAACACUUAAUCCACUCAAGCAGUAAGUAACACCCAAUUCACUUAAUCCACUCAAGCAUCAAGCAGUGUAAGCAGACUCCAUUCAGGCAGUAAGAAAUGCUUAAUCCACUCAAGCAGUACGCAUUGCUUAAUUCACUUAAGCAGUAAGCAGUGCUUAAUUUACUCUAGCAAUAAGCAGUGCUUAAUCCACUCCAGUAGUAGGCAAUGCUAAAUCCACUCAAGCAGUAAGAAGUGCUUGAUCCAUUCCAGCAGUAAGAAAUGCAUAAUCCACUCCAGCAGUAAGCAGUGCACCACUCAAGCAGUAAGAAAUGCUUAAUCCACUCGAGCAGUAAUCAUGCUUAACCCAUUCAAGGAGUAAGUCAGCAUUUAAUCCACAUAGCCGAAUAGAUUGUUAGCUUAACAAAGUACAUACCUAUAUUCGGCUAGUACUGUUAGCAAAUAAUAUAGUAGGAGAUACCCUUUUUAUCAGGUUUAAUUUAGUUUAACUUUCUUUUUUUUGUAUGCAGUGUUUACUCUCAGUUUAACAGGUGUAUCAAAGUUGGUCUAAAAAAUUUGCAGUUUUGGCUAUCAGACUGUAUUCCAGUUUUAAUUCAGUAUAGUAAUUAUCUUGACCUGAUUUAUAUGAAGCAUGACUGCAUUUCCUUACAGGAAAUUGGAAACCCACUGAUGAGGUCCUGAUAUAUAUUUUGUACUUUCAUUCUUGCAAUUUUGAGAACACACUAGGAAUGCUGUAGAUGUAAGCCAGUGUAAAUACAUGUACUAUAGCAGAGCUGCACUUAUACUCUGUACAUUACAUUUAACUCCACUUGGUAACUCAUUCAUAAUGUCCUUGGUUUCUGUGAAAAAUAAUGUGCUGCUAGAAACACUUUUUGGGGGGACAUCAUUUGACAAUUUUUAUUUCUUUGCACCUGGAAAGAGUAGUCUGAUUUUUGAUCUUUGUGUUAUGAAUAAAAGCAGAAAGCUUCCUUCACAUGCUAUUCAGUAGAAGCAUUUUUAUGGUAGUUUGCGUCCGGGUAGUUUCAUGUACUACCAUCUGCAUUACAAUCUUAAUCCUCCAUGAAUGUGGUAUUCUGUGUAACAUGAGGAAUCAAGUAUAGAUUGUUCUAUGUGAUUCAGUCAUUAUUUGGGUGUUUAUAUAUUACACUUUGUGGGUUUUUGAGUUUGAUGCUACCCAUGAGUUUACAGUUUUUUUCACUACUUUUACAAUUUAACUGGGGUUAUUGGCUGAUAAUUUGAUGGAUUACAUAAGAUUUACCUGGUUUGGUUAUUAAUACAAUAUAAAGAGUUUCCCCGAGAUUGCUCCCUGCUGCUGCUGAUGCAGAACCAGAGGAAUUUCUGGUUAUUAUAAAUUCAUUUCUCCAUCUAAUCCAUCGGGCCAUCAGCUCAGUGGUCUGGUUACACUAAGAUAUACUUACCUUUAAAAAGUUUCUUUGCCCAAAGUUGAUUGUAGAAUUAAAGUAAAUGCUGUUUUGCUAAUGUUGCUAAUGUUCAUUUAAAUACAAGAGGAAAGAGGAAGUGCUAAUUCCUCACCUGUGAACAGUUUUUGUCUUAUCUACUGAAAAAUUUUUAGUCUGCGUAAUGGAUUUUAGUUUUCUGUGAAAGAAAACUAUUGAGAUGGCUAUUUCUCUGUCCGUCCACAAUUUUUCUGUCCAACGACAGAUCUUACAAACUACUGGGAUAGAGGGCUGCAAAUUGAUGUUGAUCAUCCACCUUCCAAUCAUCAAGCAUCAAAUUGCAGCCUUUUAGCCUCAGUAGUAGUUAUUUUAUUUAAGGUUAAAGCUAGCCAUGACUAUGUACAUCACAGGCUACCACUGGGCCAUGGCUGAAAGUUUCAUGGGCCAUGGCUGAGAGUUUCAUACAGCAUUAUACACUUUACACAACACUACGUAAAGUACGCUGAAGAAACUUCGGAACAUUUUUUACUUGUUAAUUGUUGUUAUGCUUACUGAUGUACUAUGCCAUAAGACUACAUUUGCUGGUAAUAUGUUUGAGGGCUUUCUUUCUUGUUCAGUUAACCUUCAAAGAUAAAUAAAUGAUUGUUCGGCUGUAGGUGAUACAUUGUAAAAACAUGUUUUCUACUGAAAGUACAAUACAUUCUUCAGGUUGUUUGUAAGGUAAGUAUGUAUACUACAUAGGUUACAGUAUCACACCCAACUGAUUCCAAAUAUCCUGUAUGCACAUGUCAAUUAGGCAUUGUCAUUGUUUUAUUCAUUUGAUUUUCUUUUUCU